Molecule: messenger RNA, 1891 nt
Organism: Ananas comosus (pineapple)
Lineage: Eukaryota; Viridiplantae; Streptophyta; Magnoliopsida; Poales; Bromeliaceae
Product: UDP-glycosyltransferase 73C6-like
Exons: 2
Coding region: 204-1757 (517 amino acids)
Molecular function (GO): UDP-glycosyltransferase activity
Source: RefSeq, a predicted model, not a curated record
AACUACUAUGAAUAUUUCAUCAAUAAAAAAAUAAUAUAUAUACUUAGUCCAGAGAACUGUUUCUUGUUCAUCACGACAAGUGCGACUAUAUAACGAGCGCCGACCAUGGCCAUAAAUAUCGACAAAAAAAUAGCACAAAUUAACAGCAACAAGGCGAUCGAGGUAGCGCCCGAGUUUAGUAACCAAACCAAGAACACAGCACCAUGACCUGCGAGGCGGAGGCGGAGGCGGGGUCGGGGGCGGGGGCGGAGGCAGCGCACUUCGUGCUGGUUCCUCUGAUGGCGCAGGGGCACAUGAUCCCCAUGGUCGACAUGGCGCGCCUCCUCGCGGAGCGUGGCGUCCGCGUCACCCUCAUCACCACUCCGGUCAACGCCGCGCGCAUCCGCCCCAUCAUCGACCAGGUCAGCAGGUCGAACCUCCCCGUCGAGUUCGUCGAGCUCCGGUUCCCCUGCGCCGAGCUCGGCCUCCCCGAGGGGUCCGAGAACGUCGACCUCCUCUCCUCCCCGGCGUACUACAAGCCCUUCUUCGACGCCAUGAAGCUGCUAAAGGAACCCUUAGAAGCGCUUCUGCGGAGCCAACACCGGCGCCCCGAUUGCAUGAUCGCCGACAUGUGCAACGGGUGGACGAAGGACGUUGCUCGUCGGCUCGGGAUCCAGCGGCUCGUCUUCCACGGCCCCUCCUGCUUCUACAUCCUCUGCGCCUAUAACAUGGUCCAGCACCGUGUCUACGACCGCGCUACUGACGAGCUCGAGCCCAUUGUCGUGCCCGAUGUGCCUGUCGAGGUCGUGACUAACAAAGCCGAGUCCCCGGGCUUCUUCAACUGGGCUGGGUGGGAGGACCUCCGGGAUGAGGUAGUGGAGGCGGAGUCGACCGCCGAUGGGGUCGUCAUCAACACCUUCUACGAUCUGGAGCCUUCAUUCGUCGACUGCUACGAGAAGAUCAUGCAAAAGAAGGUGUGGACGGUGGGGCCGCUGUGCCUUUACAGCAAGGACGUCGACAGCAAGGCCGCGCGCGGGAACAAGGCCGCGGUCGACCACCGCGACGUCACCACCUGGCUCGACAGCAAGGGCGCAAGCUCCGUCUUCUACGUGAGCUUCGGCAGCCUAGUGUGCACGCGACCGAUGCAGCUCAUCGAGAUCGGAAAGGGGUUGUUAGAAUGCGCCGAUCACCGGCCCUUCAUAUGGGUGGUGAAAGAAGCCGAGAUAGUCCCCGAGGUGGAGAAGUGGCUUUUGGAGGAGCACUUUGCGGAGAGAACUAAAGAGAGGGGCCUCCUCAUAAAGGGUUGGGCUCCACAAACGGUGAUCCUGUCGCACCCCGCGAUCGGCGGCUUCCUAACGCACUGCGGAUGGAACUCCACGCUGGAGGCGAUCUCCGCGGGUGUGCCGAUGCUGACUUGGCCGCACUUCGCCGACCAGUUCCUCAACGAGAAGUUGGUCGUCGACGUUUUGAAGAUCGGGCGCUCCCUUGACGUGAAGGUGCCGAGCACGCACGUCACGGACGACUCGACGCUGCUGGUGACGAAGGAGAAGUUGAGGAAGGCGGUGUCGGAGUUGAUGGAGGGAGAGGAAGGGGAGGAGAUGCGGCGGAGGGCGAAGGCGUUGGCCGAGAAGGCGAAGAAGGCCAUGGAGGAGGGAGGGUCUUCUUAUAGAAAUAUGGAUGAUAUGAUCGAGUAUAUGGCGGGGCGCUACGGAAAGGAGGAGAAGGUGGAAGAUGCGGUAAGGGCCUCUCCAAUGGUUUUAGCGCCCAUGUUGUCGUAACUUGAGAUCUUGACAUUUGCGUUGAGACCAAAAAAAAAAAAAAAAAAAAAAAAAAAAAAAAAAAAAAAAAAAAACUUAUUAGAGAUUCUGAAACGAUCGAUUAUUAUGAAUAACCAUUGUGUACCGUUAAUACA